This is a messenger RNA of Lachancea lanzarotensis, 1212 nucleotides long. RefSeq names its product LALA0S11e00760g1_1 (gene MGR1). The coding region runs from base 1 to 1212 and encodes 403 amino acids. The transcript has a single exon. The record is from RefSeq and is a predicted model, not a curated record. NCBI's taxonomy places the organism in Eukaryota, Fungi, Ascomycota, Saccharomycetes, Saccharomycetales, Saccharomycetaceae. Gene Ontology annotation, cellular component: mitochondrial inner membrane.
AUGGGUUUAUACUCACCGCCUGAUGGCUCUAAAAACCCCAACUUGUCUAAAAUAGCGCAUAAGGAGGACCCAGAAAAGCCUGAUGAUGAUAAAUCCAUACAAUUUUAUCCAAGACCUAGUUUAGGACUACGACUUUGGGGACCUCUAGUCCCGGCUUCGGACAAUAGAACCGGCCUUUGGACACUAGUGGGCAUUCAAACGGCAAUCGGACUGUUUUGCUUUAAAAGAUUCAGGACUUUGGGUAGCAAAAUUGUGAAGAGAGAUAUAUCUGAAUUUCCCAGUUUGAACAGGUUUUCCACGAGUCGAGGUGAUAUUUACAUGGGUACACAUCUUGGCACUUCUUUUGGUGGAACACAUUCAUUUCAGAGAAUCGGACGCGAAGGCCCAAGUAGAUUCUUUCAGUCUGCUAAAUUCAAUGCAUUCAAAAGAACAAUUUACUUGCUGAGUGGCUCGCUAUUGCUGAGUCAGUCACUUCUCGAGACUUGUAGGCUCUCUAUUUUGAAAUACGACCCAUGGUACGAGGAAGCACGCUCAGUUCGGGAAAAGCAGUUCUUCAACGACAUUGUUCGCUAUUAUCAUGAAGGCAUUGAUCCCACAAGAUUCAAGGUGAAAGAUGCCGUCAACGGAAACGUCCUACCACUGAAUACACCCGAAGUGAAACAAAGUGUUGCGCUAGCGCGUGCUACUGUUGAGGCUGACAGCUACCUGAUAUCUUGGUUUGGGCCUCUAGAAUACAAGCCUAUGACCUUUACUGAGUAUUUAGACAAGCUCGAAUAUCACCUGGAAAUGACCGACUUUAUUCGGAACCGACACACGAAGGAGACCACAACCCUCUUGCUGGGGCGGGCCGUAUCGCACAAGAAACAAGAGUUGCAGGACCUCAUAAAGAAGAAUUCCCAAACGAAGCAACUUGUGCACUCCCUCAUGGAGUCAGCUCCAAAACACAGCAUGCCCGUUUCUAACGGUCCCCGCCAAACGGCGUUCAAAGGCCUCAUUUUUGAUUCCAGCCUUCAAGAUCCACAAGACAUUGACCUGGCGGAAACUUGGUCUGCUUUCAACCCAUGGUUGGACUUGGCAUUAGAAACUUCGCUAAGCAUCAAAUUUCUGCCGACUGUUUUGAUGUCAGAGGAAAAUGCGACAGACAACAACGAUAAUCAACCCGUCGACAAAAAUGAUUGGAAAGAUCCUAGUACUGAUCCAAAUAAUCGCUGA